Molecule: messenger RNA, 3390 nt
Organism: Megalobrama amblycephala (Wuchang bream)
Lineage: Eukaryota; Metazoa; Chordata; Actinopteri; Cypriniformes; Xenocyprididae
Product: gastrula zinc finger protein XlCGF7.1-like
Exons: 4
Coding region: 48-983 (311 amino acids)
Biological process (GO): central nervous system development; regulation of transcription by RNA polymerase II
Cellular component (GO): nucleus
Molecular function (GO): RNA polymerase II cis-regulatory region sequence-specific DNA binding; DNA-binding transcription factor activity, RNA polymerase II-specific
Source: RefSeq, a predicted model, not a curated record
AAGCAAGCAGGAGGAAUUACUCCAGGAGAAACUACUUACUUCUAAAGAUGGAGUUUAAAGAAGAACCCUGCAGAAUAAAAGAUGAAGAUACAGAGGAACAAAUAGACCCAAUGGAAGUGAAUGAAGACAAACACAAUCAUUUCACGAAUGAAGAUCGAAAACUACUGACAUAUAAAAAUGAAGACAAACAACAUCUGUUUCAAAAAUCUCAUAAUUUCAAAAAUGAAGAUGGAAAUGCAGUUGUUUCAAAGACUGAAGAGAAUUUCACACAAAAACAAGCUGGAAAAUCUGGAGUCAAAAGAUCUUUCACUUGCUCUGAGUGUGGGAAGAGUUUCAUACGUAGAGGACACUUAAAUGUGCACAUGAGAAUUCACACUGGAGAAAAACCGUUCACAUGCACUCAGUGUGGAAAGAGUUUCAUUCAGAAAGAAAACCUUAUUGUUCACAUGAGAAUUCACACUGGAGAAAAACCGUUCACAUGCACUCAGUGUGGAAAGAGUUUCACUCAGAAAAGCUUUCUCAAUGAUCACCUGCGCUCUCACUCUGGAGUGAGAUCAUUCAGCUGUGAUCAGUGUGAUAAAACAUUUGUUUUGGCAUCAGGCUUAAGAAAACACCUUAAAAUUCAUUCUGGUGUGAAGCCUCACAUUUGUUCUUUUUGUGGAAUGAGUUUUACACUACUGGAACAUUUAAAAGUGCACCAGCGUAUUCAUACUGGUGUGAGACCUCAUUUGUGCUCUGACUGUGGGAAGAGCUUCAUUACAUCCAGCUACUUAAAAAGACAUCAGAGAGUUCAUACUGGAGAGAAACCGUACAAGUGCUCACACUGUGGAAGGAGUUUCUCUCGGUCAGAAGACAUGAAAGCUCAUGAGAGAGUUCAUACUGGAGAGAAGCCGUAUCAGUGUUUUUCAUGUGGGAAGAGUUUCAUCCAAAUAUCUCAUCUACGGACUCAUAAGAAAAAGAAUUGCCUGAAUGUGUCUAAUUGAGCAAACUUUCAUGUUCAGAUCCAUCACUUACAUUUAAAUAGUUUGAUAUUCUCAGGGUUCCUACACAUGUAAAGUAUUUCAGUAAAUGUAAUUAGUUACUGUACUUAAGUACAGUAACUAAUUACUUUGUAGUUGUACCGAUUAUCAAAGAUAGUAGCAACUUUUACUCUCUACUUGAAGUAAAUGUACUUUUUACUCCAAUACAUUUGUGAUGAGUAAUGCAAAUACACAUUAUAUUUUGCAUGGUACUUAAGUUUUUCUGCAGCAGAUUGUUUCUGCUAUAAAGAAGCGAUAUUGCCAUCUAAAGUCAUUGAAGGUACCAUAACUUGUGCGUUUUGCCUUUAUUCACACAAACUUGCCAUCUCAAUCUGCCUUCUAAAAAUUAGCAUCCUUAAAAAAGCUUUGAACAUCACAGAACCUCAGUGGAGAAAGGCAUAUUCAUCAUAACAUCAUAAUAAACACCAUACAUAUAAUUUCUUACACUGUAUUGCUAAAAGUACAUGAUUUUUCAUAUCAACAGAAAAAUGUACCAAUAUGGCUUCUCUUGAGACUCUCCUGCUUUGUUAGCAUUAAUGAUAAGCUAAAGCCGCAUCCACAAUUCAACGUGAUUGGUUACAAGGUAGUUUGUGAUGUCAGAAACACCAGCGAUUUAAAAUCAUGUUUUUAAGACUGUCUUUGGUUCACUGAACUUUUAAGAAGAAAAUACUCAGCAAUGGUCUUGUGAAUUUGCUCAUGUCUGAAAGCAUAUUAAAACACCACAUAGACAUAUAAACAACAUUAAAAACUUAAUUUUCAUUACAGGGGGUCAUUAAAAACUCACAUUUUUUAAAUAAUACUUGUACAGUCUAAAUUAAAAAAUAAAGUCAAGAUUUAUAUUAAAAUCAACAACAUCAGUAACAGUUUCAGGUUGGUUGGUUGAUGGUCCGGGUGGUUUACAAUUGCAAACAGAUAUUUUGCUUAGCAGAUAUUUGAAGUUUUAAUCUUUAUCCUAAAUCAAACCUACUUGGUGAGAUAAAUAGUGUUUGUAAAAUCUUAGCGUAGAUAACAGACAACAUUCUUGUAUCUCUAUGCCGAUUAGUUUAACGGAGAUUGGUUUCUGCCAGUAGAGGGCGCUCGUGUAACCGAAACAAUGACACACAUCCGAGUCUAGGAGAAGAAGAGAAGUGCGCGAGGGAAGGGAACAUAAACAUGAGAAGUGGAACACAGCCGUUCAUUCUGCGCUGAAUCUGCUGUUUUUCAGACUGAGAAGAAACAAACAGGAGGAAUUACUCCAGGAGAAACUCCUGACAUACUAUUGUAAAGAUGGAGUUUAAGGAAGAACCCUGCAGAAUAAAAGAUGAAGAUACAGAGGAACAAAUAGACCUGAUGGAAGUGAAUGAAGACAAACCUCAUCAUUUCACAAAUGAAGAUGGGAAACAACAUCUUUUUCAAAAACCUCAUUUAAAAAAUGAAGAUGGAAAUGCAGUUGUUUUAAAGACUGAAGAGAAUUUCACACAAAAACAAGCUGGAAAAUCUAGAGUCAAAAGAUCUUUCACCUGCUCUGAGUGUGGAAAAAGUUACACACAGAUAUCAAACCUUAAGAGACACAUGAGAAUUCACACUGGAGAAAAACCGUUCACAUGCACUCAGUGUGGAAAAGGUUUCACUCAGAAAAACGUUCUCAAAGAGCAUAUGCGCUCUCACUCUGGAGUGAGAUCAUUCAGCUGUGAUCAUUGUGCUAAAUCAUUUGUUUUUAAACAAAAUUUAAGAAGACACCUUAAAGUUCAUGCUGGUGUGAAGCCUCACUUUUGUUCUAAUUGUGGAAAGAGGUUUUCAAGACCACAACAUUUACAAGUUCACCAAACUAUUCAUACUGGUGUGAGACCUUAUGUGUGCUUUGACUGUGGGAAGAGCUUCACUACAUUAGACACAUUAAAAAUACACCAGAGAAUUCAUACUGGAGAGAAACCGUACAAGUGCUCACACUGUAAAAAGGUUUUCGCUCAUUUAGGGACCCUGAAACAUCACCAGAGAAGUCAUACUGGAGAGAAACCGUACAAGUGCUCACACUGUGGAAGGAGUUUCUCUCGGUCAGAAAAAAUGAAAGCUCAUGAGAGAGUUCAUACUGGAGAGAAGCCGUACCAGUGCUCUUCGUGUGGGAAGAGUUUCAUCCAAAUAUCUCAUUUACGGACUCAUAAGAAAAAGAAUUGCCCGAAGGUGUCUAAUUGAGCAAACUUUCAUGAUCAGAUCCAUCACUUACGUGAAAAUAAUUUGAUAUUCUACAUUCCUACGCUGUAUAUAGACAAGUGUGGAAAUUGGUUGUAUCCUGUGAAUAUGUAUGGAAAAAUAUUUGUUUUCUACACUGUUGCCCCAUUCUGUUUUCUAAAACAUGAAAUUGAAAAUUUUGAAAAAUAAAUUUGUCAUACAA